AUUAUAUUAAAUUGACAUGAUCGACUACUGUUUCGAAAGAUUAUAAUUAGGCAUUAUUUUCUAGAUCAGCUGGUGACAGUGAUGCGCUUUUUAUGUAAUUUUUCAACCGCUAAAACACAAAGAAGAAGAAUAAAACCGGAAGCGUCAUUUUUCCUCCUGCUGGCUAAAGCUACGUUGGUGUCAUCGUCUUAUCGGUUUUGGGGUUGACAACAUAAACAGCAGCCUCAUUUCGUGUACAGCCACAAAGACCUAUUUUACUGGACUCUCUGGAGAGAUGAACAGCAACGGGAAUAAGAGAGCUCCAACCACAGCCACGCAGCGACUUAAGCAGGAUUACCUCAGGAUAAAAAAAGACCCUGUGCCUUACAUCUGUGCAGAACCUCUACCCUCCAACAUCCUAGAAUGGCACUAUGUAGUCAGAGGUCCUGAGAAAACUCCAUAUGAAGGUGGAUAUUAUCACGGAAAACUCAUAUUUCCUCGGGAAUUUCCUUUUAAACCACCAAGUAUCUAUAUGAUAACACCAAAUGGGAUUAAGUGUAAUACAAGGUUAUGUUUGUCCAUCACAGACUUCCAUCCAGACACGUGGAACCCUGCGUGGUCCGUCUCCACCAUCCUCACAGGUCUGCUCAGCUUCAUGGUGGAGAAAGGCCCCACCCUUGGCAGCAUUGAGACCUCUGACUACACAAAAAGACAGCUGUCAGCGCAAAGCCUGGCCUUCAACCUCAAGGAUAAAGUGUUCUGUGAGCUGUUUCCUGAUGUAGUUGAUGAGAUGAAGCAGAAACAGAAGGCCCAGGAGGAGUUAAGUGCCCGCACUCAGCCCCUCCCCUUACCCGAUGUGGUACCCGACGGUGACCCUCAACACGCCCACUAUGGCCUCCCCGCCCUCAAUGGAGGCCCCGCCCCCCUCGGGGGUGCAAACCACGUCCCUGGCCUGCAGCAGGCCAAUCGCAACCAUGGACUUCUAGGUGGGGCUCUUGCCAACCUCUUUGUGAUUGUAGGCUUUGCGGCAUUUGCCUAUACAGUCAAGUACGUGCUGAGGAGCAUAGCCCAGGAGUGAGAGGACCCGGUGUUGUAGGGCAACGCUCCCCCCUGCAGGUGAGCCAGCUAGUGGACAUUCUACAAACACUAUGUGGAGGAGGGAUGUUCAGUCCUGGGUUAUACCCCUCCACAACCACCACCACCACUACCAUGGACUCUCAAAGCCCACCCACCCAGGACGAAUCGAGAUGAGGAGGUGGGGGAGUGGACGGGAGCGGCAUUAGGGCCAGGGGAUUGGAGGGGCUUAUUAAAACGGUUGCGAUUCACUCUGUCUUUCAGUGGUUUAUGUCAGCAGUAGGAAUAAACUUGGCUCAUGGGUUGUGGAAGAGUGUAUAACGGAAGACAUGGUUUGUUGCAGUACCCUGGAACCUGGUCCCAACAACAGAAAGAUGCUAAAUGUCAAAAACAUUACUGAUAAAAGCUUGUUUCAUACACAUUUAAGGAGAUAGUUCUCAAAGAUUGUUUCCCUACCCAUUUCUCUCCUGGUCAUUCAUCGUGUCGUAGAGACUCCUCAGGGUAUGUCUUGAUGAUGCUGCUUCUGUUCCAAAAUCAAGAGAAAAGGAGUGCCAUAAAGACCAGUUGUGUGGUUCUCCUAGUUAAUGUUGUCUUCAACCUCAUUUGAACCACGGUUUUAGGACUCACAGUCAGUUUUGGGAUUAGAGUCAGUUUUCUUCCGUAUGCUUUUCCAUGUAAUAGCAUUUAGGCAUCAGGUUUCUAUAACCUGUGUUGCAGCUCAAAUUAUCUGCCUACAUUACAUAACACAUAUCUAGGUCCAGCAGGACAUGUAACAGAAAGUAGUUUUUAUUUUAUUUUUUACACCCACAUUUACUGGCCCGAACCCUGUCAAAGGUUGUCAUGCCUAAAAGCUUUAAGGUUUUAUGUUCCAAGAAUAUGUCUGCAAGUUAGCACAACACAGAUUUAUAACCUGACAACCCGUGAGAGGUCAAAGCUCGAUAGCACUCACUGACAGAGAUGGCGUACAACCGCAAAACUAAAUCUAAACACAGCAAAAAGUGCACAGCAGUGUGAUAAAAGUAGAACCUUAUGCACUUGUCUUUAUGUGUAUUUCAUCUAUAGGAUCUGUUUUCUGCAGAAAAGCUUAACAUCUGAUGAGGCAUCGGAGUGCAGAAAGUCAUCCUAUAAAAGUCAACAAUAGUAUUGACAAGUGUAUGUAUCUCAAUUAAUAUAAAAAGCAUACAACUUGGCAUGUAAAUCUGUGAAAGAGCUAUUGAUACGUUGUCAGAGUCGGAUGCGAGUCCAGGCGUGCUCUCCUGUCAACCCAUGAGCCAAGCAGUGAGCCCAGUGUCUGCACAGAGGUAAAUAGAGACCAGUACCUUCCUUAAAUUGGCUUAGCUGACCAGUAUAGCAACACUCUAUAGGUCCAAGUGACGAGACACAUGAAGAGAACCAACAUUUUUUGUUUCCUUAUAUUAUUUUCUAUUUGAUCUUUGUUUUUUUUUUCUUUUUUCUUUUGUGUUUUUUGUUCUCUUAUUUAUAGAACCAGCCUUGGCUUGUCUGUAAUCAUUCUAAGGAAACGUCUAGUGUUUGCUAAGCAGGGCAGUGUGGGCAAACACAAGCACAGACAUGCCCAGGCUCACGUAGCUGCUGAUAAUUUACUGUUGUGCAUUGCAUUUAGUAAAGAUGGUUCUACUGUGUAUCUCUUUCAACAGAAAAAAUUGUCUGAAAGCAGAAGAUUUGCCUUUCUAUAGCUCUUUUUAUGGCACAUCUUUAAAAAAAAAAAAAGAAAAGGAAAAAAAAAGAAAGAAACUGAUGAUGAUGGGAUUGCGUUUGUGUGGUCAUACAGCAAAUGCCCAAAUUUCGAUGCUUCAGUUAAUCUUGUGUGACAUUGUAUGUUUUCAUAGUAACUGCAAAUAAAUUACCCUGCUUGGCAGGGCAUUUUAGGAAA
Messenger RNA from Etheostoma spectabile (orangethroat darter), 2944 nucleotides. It is a transcript of the gene ube2j2, whose product is annotated as ubiquitin-conjugating enzyme E2, J2 (UBC6 homolog, yeast). The record is from RefSeq and is a predicted model, not a curated record. NCBI's taxonomy places the organism in Eukaryota, Metazoa, Chordata, Actinopteri, Perciformes, Percidae.